Molecule: messenger RNA, 3056 nt
Organism: Phoenix dactylifera (date palm)
Lineage: Eukaryota; Viridiplantae; Streptophyta; Magnoliopsida; Arecales; Arecaceae
Product: putative inactive receptor kinase At5g58300
Biological process (GO): protein phosphorylation
Molecular function (GO): ATP binding; protein kinase activity; protein binding
Source: RefSeq, a predicted model, not a curated record
UGCCUCCCCCCGAGCGCCUCUCCCUCUCUCUCCCUCUCUCUCUCCCCCUCUCCCUCUCCCUCUCACGCGCACACAUGGCGGGCUCGGUGGCUUAAAGGAUCCAUCUUGGGAGCUGGUGGAAGGGGUGGGAGCUUUGGAGGGGGGUUCCUUGGAGGAACUGUUCGAGUUCCUGGGAGAAAUCUCUUCGUGUUUCGCCUAAUUCCUGUUUACGGCUCCAAUGGCGGAUCAAAAGCCUAAGAGAUCGCUUUUUUAGAUGAAUUCCAUGAGUUUUACGUAGGCUUUGUUUGUUUGGGGACAUGGAGGUCUGGUUUCCAGUUGGAAUGGAGGAUUCGGAGUUUUUAAGGCCAGGUUCGUGGAAGAUUGUCGGCAAAUACCUCUAGGAGUAUGGGUUUCUUGCUCCGAUCUGGCGCUUAUUUCUGAUUUUGGGGCAAAAGUUUGAGACAUUUCCGUUUUUCUUGAUUUUUUUUUCUUUCUGGUGAGAGGUUGCAUCUUUAAGCUUUGGGAGCCAAAGCCGCUUCCAAUGGGAGAAUUAGUUCGCGAGUUCUUACUAAUUUCAAUUGUUUGUUAAGCUCCUGCAUGCUGUGGCUUAGAACGGUGGCUUCUUGGGUUUCGGCUUCUACUGUUUUGCUCGCAUUCCUCUUCGAGUUCUUGAGAGCCAUUUCAGGUGGAAACCAUGGAUGGUACCCAGAAUUCUGAAGAUUUUCACUGCUCUAUUGAUAAAUCCUUGAAAAAUUGGUGAAUGGAGCUGACGGGAUCGGUUUCUGCUCUUUGAAUCAGGAUUGGAAGAACCACGGAUUUGAAUAAUUGUGUUCUUUUGCACCCUUCUGCAAGAUUAGCCAUGGAUCACCUCUCUCUCUUUGCACUAAUUCCUUUUCUUUUUCUCCUGCUAUGCCUUCCCUCUUUAACAAUUGCUGACUUGAAUUCUGAUAAGCAAGCUCUUCUUGCCUUUCUGGCUGCAAUCCCUCAUGGCCGCAAACUAAAUUGGAGUUCUAAGACCCCAGUCUGCUCUUCUUGGGUUGGAGUCACAUGUACGCCUAAUCAAACUCGUGUGCUUAACCUCCGACUACCAGGGGUUGGGCUCCUAGGGCCGAUUCCAGCUAAUACACUUGGAAAGCUUGAUGCCCUUGAAGUCUUGAGCCUCCGAUUCAAUCGCCUUAUGCUAUAUCUUCCUCCAGAUGUUGCAUCGCUUCCUUCUCUGCACUCUCUCUUCCUUCAGCACAACAAUUUAUCUGGAAUUAUACCUACUUCACUGACUUCCAACCUGACAUUGCUUGACCUCUCCUAUAAUUAUUUUAUGGGGGAAAUUCCAUUGACAAUUCAAAAUCUUACUCAACUUACUGCAUUGUAUCUUGAGAAUAACUCUCUCUCUGGCCCCAUCCCUGACCUUCAACUUCCCAAGCUAAGACAUUUGAAUCUGAGCUACAACAACCUUAGUGGUGAGAUACCAAUUUCUCUCCGCAAAUUCCCAGUUGAAUCGUUCCUAGGAAACCGUUUACUAUGUGGUCCCCCUCUACCACAAUGCCGAGGACUUGCUCCUUCACCUUCACCAAUCUCACCCCCACCAGCAUUCCCCCCAAAGCCCAAAAAAAGCUUUUGGAAAAAAUUAAGUACAGGUAUCAUAGUUGCAAUUGCUGCUGGUGGAGGAACCCUGCUGUUUCUACUGGCAAUUGUACUUAUAGUAUUCUUUUUGAAGAGGAGAGAUAGGGAAGGCAGUGCAGCGUCAAAGGGCAAGGGUCCUGCUGGAGGAAGGAGUGAAAAACCUAAAGAGGAAUACAGCAGUGGGGUUCAAGAAGCUGAGAGGAACAAGUUGGUUUUCUUUGAGGGUUGUUCAUAUAAUUUUGACCUAGAAGAUCUACUGAGAGCUUCUGCUGAAGUUCUUGGGAAGGGGAGCUACGGGACUACCUAUAAAGCUGUUCUUGAAGAUGGUACAACAGUAGUGGUGAAAAGGUUGAAAGAGGUGGUGGUUGGGAAGAGAGAGUUUGAGCAGCAGAUGGAAAUAAUAGGAAGAGUAGGACAGCACCCAAAUGUGGUGCCACUUCGUGCUUAUUACUAUUCCAAGGAUGAGAAGCUUCUUGUUUAUGACUAUGUCCCUUCUGGCAGCUUCUCUACCCUCUUGCAUGGAAACAAGGGUGCUGGAAGAACUCCAUUGGACUGGGACUCGCGAGUAAAGAUCUCACUGGGAGCUGCACGUGGCAUGGCACAUAUACACACUGAAGGAGGUGGAAAGUUCGCCCAUGGCAACAUCAAGGCCUCUAACGUCCUCCUCACCCAGGACCUCGAAGCUUGCGUAUCUGACUUCGGCCUUGCCCCACUUAUGAACACCCAUGCAACUCCCUCCCGAGUUGUGGUGGGCUACCGUGCACCUGAAGUAAUUGAGACCCGAAAAUACACUCAGAAAUCCGAUGUCUACAGCUUCGGCGUCUUACUCCUUGAGAUGCUUACUGGAAAAGCCCCACUUCAAUCUCCAGGACGCGAUGAUGUUGUGGAUCUACCAAGAUGGGUCCAGUCUGUCGUCCGAGAAGAGUGGACUGCAGAAGUUUUUGAUGUGGAGCUGAUGAGGUAUCGGAAUAUUGAGGAAGAGAUGGUCCAGAUGCUUCAGAUUGCGAUGGCAUGUGUUGCAAGAGCUCCAGAUCAACGUCCUAGAAUGGAGGAAGUGAUUAGGAUGAUUGACGAGGUUCGGCACUCUGACUCGGAGAACCGGGCAUCCUCGGAGGAGAAGCCCAAGGACUUGAAUGUUCAAACACCAUGACAGGAUGUGAAGAAAGCACAGGAUUAGUUGUUUAGAAAUUAGUUUGUGGAAGUGAUUUGAUUCAGUUAGUGAGUUCUAUUUGUUGUGCGACAGAUAGCAUGCAUGCAUGGGGAUACUUGCAUCGAAGGGCAUUCUGAUCCUUGCAUGUAUUUAUGUGUCAAGUUUGAUGAUUGUUGCAGUAACAAGAAUUCAUUUUUUUGAAAAUUUGAUUGCUGAAUUUUAUUUACUCCAUUUUUCCUCUUCAUGUUGAGGGUUAACUUGGUUUUUUAUAUUUCAGUUAAAUAUUGAAGGUGACAUUCUUUUCUCA